ACAUCAUAAGUGACAUUUGAAUCUGAUGGAUCCAUUAUCGCGUAUUGUUGAAGACAAUAACAUCUUAACAAACAAUUUGUAAAAAUAUUGUGUUUAGACUUUCAUUCUUUAGUUAAAAUCAUUAUUUCUACAAGUAUUUUAUUCUGAGAAUAAUCUCAAUAGUUCGUUUGUUUUUAAAAUUGGAAGUUAGUCGAAGAACACUAGGAAGAAUUAGUUAUAUCUUUUUUGUGCUAGUAGUUCCUACAAGGUUUUGUGCAUAUAAAUCAAAAAACUUUUUUAUUUUCGUUAUGCUUGAAUGUAAUUUACUCCAAAGGUAACAUGGCGAAUUUAAAUUUCACAAGGAACAUUGGAGGAGGCAAUAUUGGCAGAACAAGUGUUAGUUUUGGUAGUAAUUCUAUGUCAGGACAUGUUACCCCAGUGUUUGGACAAAGAGCACCUUCGGAAAGGAGAAACUUAGCUUCAAUGGGAAAUUCUAAUCAAAUGGGUCACAUGAGUACCUUAGGAGGUUAUAGUUCCUUUAAUUCCGUUUUUGGUUCUGGUGAUACGAACACUCCAUCUCUCUUAGACCUUAGCGAAUUUCCUUCAUUAACAAACAGAAAUUCAGGUGAUAACGUUCCCCAACCAAGUCCGAUGCCUGGUGGUAAACCCUAUGUAGGUAUGGUGAAGCAACCCACUUCGGAAGCGAGUGAGUUCACCAUGUCAUCUGAAGACUUUCCUGCCUUACCUGGUACACAAAAUAGAGAAGGUGCAUCUCCUGGCAGUAAUACCUCAGGGGAUAAAGGAGUGAGUAGUGGUGCAGGAGAUGGUAUUAAUUCGAAGGAAGGAGAUAAAAGCGGGUCAAAAUCAGGUAUCCAAACAUCACCGGAUGGUAGAGUAACGAAUAUUCCAGGAAGUAUGGUUAACGAUCAAUUCGGUAUAGUCGGCUUAUUAACCUUUAUCAGGGCAGCUGAGACUGAUCCAAAUCUUGUGUCACUAGCGCUGGGCCAAGAUUUAACUGCGCUAGGACUGAAUCUCAAUUCACCCGACAAUUUGUAUCCCACUUUCGCUGGACCCUGGGCGGAGCACCCAUGCCGGCCGCAAGAUAUAGAUUUUCACGUACCUCCUGAAUACCUUAUAAAUCACGCGAUAAGGGAUAAGCUGGCGUCGAUGCAAUUGAGUCGAUAUAAAGACGACUUGUUAUUUUUUAUGUUUUACAAUAAUGUCGGUGAUGUACUUCAAAUAGCAGCUGCCUCCGAACUCUACAGUCGACAGUGGAGGUAUCACACAGAGGAAAAAGUUUGGAUAAUGCAAGUACCAGGGAUGGUUUUAAUGGAAAAGACAUCGACGUACGAACGGGGGACUUACUACUUUUUCGAUGCCCAAAAUUGGCGAAAAGUCGCGAAAGAAUUCUACUUGGAUUAUAGUAAACUUGAAGGCCGACCAGUCAUGAAUCAAAGCUUACAUCAUAAUUCAUGAAAGUCCUUAACCAUGACACCACCUGUAUGACUAUGAAUAAAUGAAAAGUGUAUAAAUAUUUUUCAAAAAGAUCUGGUUCCUUCCUAAGGUAUUAUGAAUGCACUUUCAAAAUAGUCAAAGGAUGACACAUUUGGUUAGGAAACUAGUCAAAAGUGUAGUUGGCAAUAUAAAAAUUAUAAUUUAUUCUAUAAGUUUAUUUUCUUUAUAUUGAUUUUUUUUACGAAAUCCUUAUUAUUGUAAAUUGAAGAUGAAAUUUUUAAUACAAUUAUAUACCAUUUCUUUAUAUGAA
This is a messenger RNA of Diorhabda carinulata, 1744 nucleotides long. RefSeq names its product CCR4-NOT transcription complex subunit 2 (gene Rga). Gene Ontology annotation, biological process: nuclear-transcribed mRNA poly(A) tail shortening; regulation of DNA-templated transcription; regulation of stem cell population maintenance. Bases 319 to 1455 code for a protein of 378 amino acids. Gene Ontology annotation, cellular component: CCR4-NOT core complex; P-body. The transcript is spliced from 5 exons. The record is from RefSeq and is a predicted model, not a curated record. NCBI's taxonomy places the organism in Eukaryota, Metazoa, Arthropoda, Insecta, Coleoptera, Chrysomelidae.